ACAUUUUGCUGCAGAAAAAUCGUCAACACAGGCGACGUGUAUCAUUUUACAUCUUCAAGACUUGUGAUUUGGAGUAAUAAAAAGGGCUAAUCUGGUGAAAUUGUCGCCGAGGUCAGUGUUACAAAAUCAUCAAAAUUAGUUACCGGAAACUUUAAAACCAUGCUGAAGGCAGUUAUCCUGAUUGGAGGUCCAGAAAAAGGAACGCGAUUUCGACCUUUGUCGCUGGACACACCCAAGCCACUGUUUCCGGUGGCGGGAAAGCCAAUCAUCCAGCACCACGUAGAAGCAUGUGUCCGAAUUAAGGAACUUAAAGAGAUCCUGAUCCUAGGAUUCUACCCGGCCUCACAGAUGCAGCAAUUUGUGAGCAACAUGCAAAAUUUAUAUGACGUCAACAUUCGCUACCUGCAGGAAUUCACCACUCUCGGUACGGCCGGCGGAAUGUACCACUUCCGGGACCAAAUUCGUUCCGGCAAUCCAACCGCGUUUUUCGUUCUCAAUGGAGACGUAUGUGCGGAUUUCCCCCUUCAACAGUUGUACGAUUUCCAUUCUGGCAAAGGAGAUCAGGCAUUGGUGUCGAUUAUGGGAACGGAAGCCACGCGUCAGCAAGCCGUCCACUAUGGAUGUCUGGUGCUUGGUAAAAACGAAGAAGUUACCCACUACGUUGAGAAACCUCGCUCUUACGUGUCCACCUUGAUAAAUUGUGGAGUCUACGUAUGCUCGAUGGAAAUUUUUGCACGUAUGGGAUCAGUCUUCCAUUCGAAACAACACGAUUACAAUAGCCUCAAUAACGGCAAUGGAAAGGACACUGGCCACAUUCAGCUGGAACAGGAAAUAUUGAUGCCAUUGGCUGGAACGGGUAGACUUUUUGCUCUGCCGGUCAACAAUUGGUGGUCCCAGAUAAAGACAGCUGGAUCGGCCAUCUACGCAAAUCGACACUAUCUCGCGCUGUACAAAAAUACACACCCGGAACGAUUGUCCAAUGCAGGAAUGAAAACUUCCGAAUUCGAAAGCGGUAAUCUUGUGUGCAACAUCAUCCCAGACGUGCACAUCCAUCCUACAGCUUCGGUUCAUCCCACUGCAAUGUUGGGUCCCAACGUUUCCAUCGGCCCAGGAGUCGUCAUUGGUCCCGGUGUCCGGAUUCGUGAAUCUAUCGUUCUGGAAAAUGCCGUCAUCAAAGAUCACACUCUUGUUUUGCAUAGCAUAAUUGGUCGCGGAACCCAAAUAGGGAUGUGGGCCCGAGUCGAGGGCACCCCGAGCGAUCCGGACCCGAACAAGCCGUUCGCCAAGAUGGAAAAUCCGCCGCUGUUCAACAGCGACGGCAGGCUAAAUCCAUCGAUAACCAUCCUCGGGUAUUCGGUUAACGUCCCCUCGGAGAUGGUGCUGCUCAAUUCGAUCGUGCUGCCGCACAAGGAGCUGAGCCGAAGUUUCAAAAAUGAAAUCAUUCUUUAGCGUUUUUGUUUGUUGGAAAUUUUUCUUUGUACAUUUAUGUUUGCGUUUCGGUUGAAUUCAAUUAUGAAUGGAUGGCAAAUAAAUAAU
Messenger RNA from Uranotaenia lowii, 1536 nucleotides. It is a transcript of the gene Gmppa, whose product is annotated as mannose-1-phosphate guanyltransferase alpha. Gene Ontology annotation, cellular component: cytoplasm. The coding region runs from base 160 to 1449 and encodes 429 amino acids. The record is from RefSeq and is a predicted model, not a curated record. Lineage: Eukaryota; Metazoa; Arthropoda; Insecta; Diptera; Culicidae. Gene Ontology annotation, biological process: biosynthetic process. The transcript has 4 exons.